This is a messenger RNA of Phragmites australis (common reed), 978 nucleotides long. RefSeq lists its product as uncharacterized. The record is from RefSeq and is a predicted model, not a curated record. The coding region runs from base 1 to 978 and encodes 325 amino acids. NCBI's taxonomy places the organism in Eukaryota, Viridiplantae, Streptophyta, Magnoliopsida, Poales, Poaceae. The transcript has 6 exons.
AUGGAGUUCUUCCCCGACGGGCACCACGUGCGGCUGCGGAGCCGCGUUCACGGCACGUACCUCCACGCCGACGACGACGGGGUGGGCGUCUCUCUGCGCCCGCGCCGCGCCGCACGCGCGACGAUGAACGCGGCGUGGCGGGUGCAGCGGCUCGUGCGCGACGGCACCACCUACGUCCUCCUCCAGGGCGCCGCCUACGGCCGGUACCUCGGGGCCUCGUUCGCGCCGGCGCCGCCCGGCCACCGCGGCCAACGCGUCCACCAGCGCGACUACGACGAGCCGGAGGUGGACGCCAUCAUGUGGAAGGGCGUCAGGGCGGAGGACGGGGAUGCGGACGACGUCGUCGUGCGCCACGUCACCAACCGCCUCCUCCGCGCCAACGGCAGGUACCGCCCGUGGUACACCGACGUCUCCGUCGAGGACUACGACAACCUGAGCACGAUGAUGCAUUGGGUGGUCGAGGGAAUCCCCCCGAGACCAGGGCCGCCAGUUCUUCCAGGUCCAACUCCGUUCUUGGGCGCGCUCCCAGGAAGCAGUAGUUCUCGGUUCUUGACUUUCUUCUCCUCUGCAUUUGGUUCACUUUACUGCUUUGGGGAGCAGUUUGGGAUUAUUAAGAAUAAUCCAGGAGGAGGCUUCGGCGGCCUGUUCCGCCGGCACGCCCAGCCCGUGGUGGAGCCGUGGCGGACGAUCCGGUACGUGCGAGCGGACGAUUUCGGGAACUUCAACCAGCUCGGAUGGGCCACGUUCCAGUUCCACGGCCGGUCCGUGUUCAACCUGAGGACGGAGGUGGCGCACCAUGUGGGCAAUGCGAUCUUCUUCUUCGGCAUCACGGUGUGCGUCCGGCCCGGCGUCUACGGGCGGCUGACCCCUCUGGUCAUCGACCUGCAUCGCAGCGAGGAGACCAUGGACAUCAUCGUCCUCACCACCGGGUCGCCAGCUGCUGAGGAGUUGCGAUACCCAAAUGUUGAUGCGCCAUAG